Messenger RNA from Cyprinodon variegatus (sheepshead minnow), 2086 nucleotides. RefSeq names its product mitochondrial intermediate peptidase (gene mipep). Gene Ontology annotation, biological process: peptide metabolic process. Gene Ontology annotation, molecular function: metalloendopeptidase activity. Gene Ontology annotation, cellular component: mitochondrion. The transcript is spliced from 16 exons. The record is from RefSeq and is a predicted model, not a curated record. Bases 272 to 2086 code for a protein of 604 amino acids. Lineage: Eukaryota; Metazoa; Chordata; Actinopteri; Cyprinodontiformes; Cyprinodontidae.
GCGUUAGCUAGUGAGCUAACAUGCCAACAGUUUGCCUUCCAGUCGGACACCUCCUCUUCAUAUGCAACAGUAUAAAUGAAUACAAUUUAUCCCUCCUGAAGUUACGAUUUUUAAUUUAUCUGCGCUUUUAAAAGAGGUAUUCUUUUAUGUUUGGUUUUGGCAGACAUGCUAACAUAAACGCUUAGAGUGUAGCAUGUCCGCUGUCACUUUCUAUCACUAUCAGUUAACUCUGAAGUAGAGCUUUCUGUUCUUCAGGAGAACAAACAAAAAAAUGUCUGCUACACAUAAGCUGCUUCACUUGGUGAAGUUCAGGUGUCUGUGGACCAAUGUGCGGAGAAAGGUUACCACCUGGUCGCCCGUUGGAGCUGCUUUUAAUGUCAAACCUCUCAAGAGGCUGGAGCUGUUUGAGAAAAACGUGGGUUUGUUUGGAGUGCCAGAGCUCAGCUGUCCUGCUGGCUUCCAGGUAGCUACACAAACAGCCCUGAGAAACACUGAGCUCCUGCUGCACAGAGUCUGCUGCAGCCCCCCAGGUCUGGAGACAGUUCAGUGUUUUGACCAGCUCUCUGAUGGGCUGUGCAAAGUGGCGGAUCUGGCAGACUUUAUAAAAGUGGCCCAUCCAGACCCAGCCUACCGCGAAGCUGCAGAGAAGACCUGCAUAGAGAUUGGCACAGUUGUAGAGAAGCUGAACACUAAUGUGGAGUUAUGCAAGAGCCUGAAAAAUUUACUGGACAACCCAAAAGCUGUGGCAGAGCUGGACCCCGACACAAAGCGAGUGGCAGAGUUAUUCAUGUUUGACUUUGAAAUUAGUGGAAUUCAUCUGGAUGAUAAACUGAGGAAAGAAGCUGUUGCUCUUCACGUUAAGCUCCUGGAUCUAAGCAACGAGUUUCUGAUUGGUUCCCACGUGCCCAACAGGAUUGCAAAGUCUGCGAUCCCCGAACAUCUGCAGGUCCACUUCGCAAGUGAGGGAAGCUUCAUUCAAAUUGGAGGAUUGCAUGCAGAUUCCCCUGAUGACUUGCCUGGCAGCCUGUCCAGGGUGUUCCCCUGCCUUCAGCCAAAUGCAUGCUGGGAUAGGCUCUGGCCCUUAUUGACCCUGUGCAGAAAGAGAACAGCAAAGGAUUUUCAGAUGAUGAGAGAAAUGAAGAAGAAGCUCAACCCUCGUAAUGCUGAGCUGAUGCCCUGGGAUCAUCCGUUCCUCAGCGGUGUCCUGCGUGCUGAAAGGUACAACAUUGAGCCAAGCCUGUACAGCCCGUACUUCUCUCUUGGUGCUUGCAUGGAGGGCUUGAACAACCUUUUCUCCCAGCUGUAUGGUGUCUCCCUCAUGUCGGAACAUCCAGGCGCUGGAGAAGUGUGGAGUGAAGACGUCCGCAAACUGGCUGUGGUGCAUGAAACUGAAGGGUUGUUGGGAUACAUCUACUGUGACUUUUUCCAACGACGAGAUAAGCCUCACCAGGACUGUCACUUUACCAUCCGGGGUGGACGCUGGUGCCAGGAAACGGACCAGUACCAGCUGCCAGUUGUGGUUCUGAUGCUGAGUCUCCCCCACCCUACGAAAAGCGCCCCCACUCUGCUCACUCCAGGCAUGAUGGAGAACCUCUUCCAUGAAAUGGGCCAUGCCAUGCACUCCAUGCUAGGCAGGACUCGCUACCAACACGUGACAGGGACCAGGUGUGCGACUGAUUUUGCUGAAGUCCCCUCCAUCCUCAUGGAGUACUUCGCCACAGACUACAGAGUCAUCAGCCAGUUUGCCCGUCAUUAUGAAACCGGACAGCCUCUGCCUGAAAGCAUGGUCACUCGUCUCUGUGAGUCCAAGAAGGUGUGCGGAGCGGCAGACACCCAGCUGCAGAUUUUCUAUGCAGCCUUGGACCAGAUCUACCACAGCCAACCGCAUAACCGUUCCACAACAGAAAUCCUUAAGGAGAUGCAGGAGAAGUUCUAUGGCUUGCCUUACAUACCCAACACGGCGUGGCAGCUGAGAUUCAGCCAUCUGAUUGGCUACGGGGCCAAGUACUACUCGUACCUCAUGUCUCGGGCCGUGGCCUCCAUGGUGUGGAAACAGUGCUUUGUUCAGGAUCCGUUAAACAGGUGA